AUUUGAUCUACGCUCUUCUUACCAAGUUCGAGAAAACGCCGAUGUCUUGAAGAUCAUGCUCCCGCUGUCAAUUUUUGAAACACUUUGUUAUGCGAUAUUUUCGCUCAACGGUGGAAUUGUCAAUAUGUAUCAUGAAAAAUUCUCCACGCUGACCUAUCGGAUAGAGAUUACGGCGGCUUACAUCGUCCCCUACUACACACUGCUCUCCCCGCUAAUCCUGUCGUAUGUAAUUAGACGUGCAGAUAAACUGAGAGUGGCCCAAAUGAAGCGGAUGACAAGCAGAAAGGAUGAACAAGAGGCUUAUGCUCAUAUAUACACCCAAAUGUGGAAUCGGCCGAUCAUAAAAUAA
Cylicocyclus nassatus is the source of this 349-nucleotide messenger RNA. NCBI's taxonomy places the organism in Eukaryota, Metazoa, Nematoda, Chromadorea, Rhabditida, Strongylidae. The record is from the annotation of a GenBank genome assembly.